This is a messenger RNA of Periophthalmus magnuspinnatus, 1420 nucleotides long. Its product is annotated as ras-related protein ORAB-1-like. The record is from RefSeq and is a predicted model, not a curated record. The coding region runs from base 375 to 986 and encodes 203 amino acids. Gene Ontology annotation, molecular function: GTP binding; GTPase activity. The transcript is spliced from 6 exons. NCBI's taxonomy places the organism in Eukaryota, Metazoa, Chordata, Actinopteri, Gobiiformes, Gobiidae.
AGUCACGUGGGAGCCGUGCCACGUCUCACUCCAUGACGUCACCUCUCUGCUGCAGUGUCCGUCUUCAUCCCGUUUUCCUCUCGUCUUUUCUCUCGUCUUUUCUCGUCUUUUCUCUUUGACACAUUUGUGAGGACAGAGCCUCGUGAGCCGUUGGAGACUUUAAAGCCUGUUGUCUCAAACACCAGCCUCUUCUGUCCGUUUGCAGAUCGAUGUUCACUGUUUCCUGGUCAGAGCCGCCGCCAUUUUGGAUUUGUACAAAGAAACAUUGAGCAGAGAGAGAGAGAUCUGAGCUUUAAGAGGAAAACAGGAGGAAAACAGGAGGAAAACAGAGGAGGAAAACUUUCUACGAGAGGAACAAGAGCCACCGACCAGCCAUGAAUCCAGAAUAUGAUUAUUUAUUCAAGCUUCUUCUCAUUGGAGACUCUGGUGUGGGAAAGUCCUGUCUUCUCCUGAGGUUUGCAGACGACACGUACACAGAGAGUUACAUCAGCACGAUCGGUGUGGACUUCAAAAUCAGGACUAUAGAACUGGACGGAAAGACCAUUAAGCUUCAGAUCUGGGACACUGCGGGACAGGAAAGGUUUCGGACGAUUACCUCCAGCUACUACAGAGGAGCACACGGGAUUAUAGUAGUGUACGACGUCACAGACCAGGAGUCUUUUAAUAAUGUGAAACAGUGGCUACAGGAGAUCGACCGCUACGCUAGUGAAAACGUCAACAAGCUGCUGGUGGGCAACAAGUGUGACCUAACCACAAAGAAAGUCGUGGACUACACAACGGCCAAGGAGUUUGCUGAUUCUCUGGGGAUUCCCUUUUUGGAAACCAGUGCUAAAAACACAACCAACGUGGAGCAGGCGUUCAUGACCAUGGCAGCGGAGAUUAAAAAGAGAAUGGGCCCCGGGGCCACGGCCGGAGGCGGAGACAAAUCCAAUAUGAAGCUGACGCCAGGGACCACGGUCAAGUCGUCGUCAGGAGGCUGCUGCUGAGACUGGAGCCCUCGGGACAGGGCAGAACUUUAGGCGUGUAGUGGCACCGAACCACGUCACCCCUGACGCCUCAGACUCACCGAGUCUCUGAGGCUGAGAGCCACUGUCUGUCUUUUCAUUCCUCCACCAGGGGGCACUACUAAAUCACUUUAAUUAGGAUUUGUUUGUCCAUUUUUUUGAUGUUUUUUUGUUUUGGACUGUUUGUCGGGCAUGGUCCAUCUGUCUGUACUGUCCUUCACACAGUAGUGAUGUAUGUACAUAAACAUUAUGUAUAUAUAUAUAAUUAUAUAUGAUCAUAUGGACAUCGGACUUACAGCUCGUGUUCAGUAUGUUAAUGGGAAAGUCUUGACAGUUAAUCCCUGCAUUCAGAAUAUGGCUAAGUGUAUUUUUGUUGCAAAACAUUUAAAAUGAAAAUAAAUCUUGUAACACCCAAA